AUGAGUUUCCUUUUCAGUAAUCGUUCCUCAAAGACCUUCAAGCCAAAGAAGAACAUUCCAGAAGGCUCCCACCAGUACGACCUGCUGAAGCACGCCGAGGCCACACUGGGCAGCAAGAAUCUGCGGCAGGCUGUGAUGUUGCCGGAGGGAGAAGACCUCAACGAGUGGAUCGCUGUUAACACGGUGGAUUUCUUUAACCAGAUCAACAUGCUGUACGGCACCAUCACAGAGUUCUGCACAGAGAUCAGCUGUGCUGUCAUGUCUGCGGGGCCCAGGUAUGAGUACCACUGGGCCGAUGGCACCAACAUUAAGAAGCCCAUCAAAUGCUCAGCCCCCAAAUACAUUGACUAUCUGAUGACCUGGGUGCAGGACCAGCUGGACGACGAGACUCUCUUCCCCUCCAAGAUCGGAGUGCCCUUCCCGAAGAACUUCCUGUCUGUGGCCAAGACCAUCCUGAAGAGGCUGUUCCGGGUCUACGCUCAUAUCUACCACCAGCACUUCGACUCUGUCAUGCAGCUGCAGGAGGAGGCCCACCUCAACACCUCCUUCAAACACGUCAUCUACUUCAUACAGGAGUUCAGCCUGAUCGAUCGGAGGGAGCUGGCCCCACUGCAGGACCUGAUCGAGAAGCUGGGAUCCAAGGACAGAUAG
Conger conger (European conger) is the source of this 651-nucleotide messenger RNA. Its product is annotated as MOB kinase activator 1A-like. Gene Ontology annotation, molecular function: protein kinase activator activity. Gene Ontology annotation, cellular component: nucleus; cytoplasm. The coding region runs from base 1 to 651 and encodes 216 amino acids. Gene Ontology annotation, biological process: hippo signaling; positive regulation of protein phosphorylation. Lineage: Eukaryota; Metazoa; Chordata; Actinopteri; Anguilliformes; Congridae. The record is from RefSeq and is a predicted model, not a curated record. The transcript has a single exon.